CUCCGUAAUUGGAUCACAAAGAAUAUUGAGCAAAAUAGAUACAGGUUUAUAUAUACUAAUGUAAAAUGUUCAACACCAACAAACAAACAAAGUGAAUAUGUCCACAAUUUCACAAUGACAUGGUUGGAGUGUAACACAAAACUUGUCACUAAUAUCUCAACAGUGAGUGGAAGUUUGAUUUUAUUAGUCACAAUUGUGACCCUUGUGCUACUGAGACAUUUCUGGAAGGACAUCCAAUACAGAAAAAUGGUCAAGCUUGCCCGCAAACAUGAACAAGAUGUAAAUAUAGAUGGCCUUCUCAUCGAACAUGAUGCAUUUGUUAGUUACCAUUCUGAAAAACAAUUAUGGGUUGAGAGAGACUUAUGUAAUGAACUAGAGAAUGGAUUAGACAUCCAAUUCAAACUUGUUUAUGAUGACAGAAUCAUGCCUGGUGGUUCGUUGUUUACCUCACUGGGAAUGGCAAUACACAAGAGCCGGAAGAUCUUAUUUGUGGUGAGUCGUGGUUGGGUGAAAGAUGGCAUGAAUCAAUUUGAAGUUGACAUGGCUUUGGCCAAACUCCUAGAUGACCACAGGGACAUGAUCAUAGUUCUACUUAUGGAACAUAUCCCUAAGGAUGAGAUGCCUGACAAAGUGAAGAUGAUUAUAAAACACAACAAUUGUCUCAGAUGGAGCAACAAUGUGAAGAAACAAGCCAAGUUCUGGAGGGAUCUCAAACUGGAGCUGGGGAAGCAUCACUUUGUGUUACCCAUUCAAGAACGUAAUAAUUAAACAAUGACAAUGAUACAACAUUUGAAUUUACAUGUAUAUAAUUACAAAUUAGAAGAAAGAUUCUGCGAUGCAUCACAUAUUUUAAUACAUAUCCCACAAUGACUGGAAUCUGUACACCAAAAAUAACUCUUCACCUUUUGAUUUACACAAUUGGGAUGCAUUCAAAGUGAUAUUUGAGGGAUGGCCAUAAAGUUCUCAUAAUAUCUCUCUUAUCGUUUAAUUUUCAAUAUAUUUUUAUAAAAUUGUCACACUACACUUAAAGUGUACGCCAAAGUUUAAAACUGCGCAGGCGCAGCGCUCUCACUAACCUAUAUAAAGAGAUUACAAGGUACAGGCUUCAGAGGUAAGUCAGGAAGGUGAACAAU
Molecule: messenger RNA, 1133 nt
Organism: Owenia fusiformis
Lineage: Eukaryota; Metazoa; Annelida; Polychaeta; Sabellida; Oweniidae
Source: the annotation of a GenBank genome assembly